This is a messenger RNA of Pyricularia pennisetigena, 1053 nucleotides long. RefSeq lists its product as uncharacterized. The transcript has a single exon. The record is from RefSeq and is a predicted model, not a curated record. The coding region runs from base 1 to 1053 and encodes 350 amino acids. Lineage: Eukaryota; Fungi; Ascomycota; Sordariomycetes; Magnaporthales; Pyriculariaceae.
AUGGAAAUCGCAGAUAUGACGUUCAAUAACGCCGAGAAGUUGGACAUGGCCAAGUCCUGGUUUUACGGACUCCGGCCCUUUUUCAAGUAUGGCGUACCCUUUAACCCGGAGCGCGACAUAGCUCCGCAGACCGGCAAGGUGAUCCUCAUAACGGGCGGCGCCUCAGGGAUUGGGGCGGCAUUUACGGCCCAUAUCGCGCGCCACUCGCCGGCGCAGGUCUGGAUCGCCGACCUGCGGCCCGAGGCGGCCGAAAAGGCAAUCUCGGCCAUCUCGGCCGAGUGCCCCGACGUGGGGCUCCACUUCCUCCAGCUGGACCUGGGGGACGCCGAGUCGGUGAACCGGGCGGCGCGCGAGUUCUUGUCUCGCACGGACCGGCUCGACCUGCUCGUCAACAACGCCGGCAUCAUCCCGGCCAAGGGCUGGACGACCAAGGACGGGUACGAGGCCAUGUUCGGCGUCAACUUUGUCGGGCACGCGCGGCUGACGGACCUGCUGCUGCCGCGGCUGCUCGAGACGGCGGCGACGCCCGGGGCGGACGUGCGCGUGGUCUCGGUCGCGAGCGGCGGCCACGGCGUGCACCCGCGGCCGGACGGCGUGCUGCUAGGCGGCGACGGCGCGCUGCUCCGCGAGCCCACGUGCGGCGGCGUGACGACCAUGCAGCGCUACGCGCAGAGCAAGCUGGCCGUGAUGCUGUGGGUGCGCCGCCUGGCCCGCGAGUGUCCGGCCCUCACGGUCGUGUCGGCCCACCCCGGCACCGUCGCCACCGGCAUCGCCAACGAGAUGUCCGGCGGCAAGCCCAUCAAGCUGCCGCAGUUCGUCAUCAGGAUCACCGGCACAAAGACCCCCGAGACAGGGGCCUACAACCAGCUCUGGUGCGCCACCGCGCCCAGGGGCCAGGUCGUCAGCGGCAAGUACUACUGCCCCGUGGGCUUGCCGGGUCACGAGUUUGGCAUCGCGCAGGACAGGACAAAGGCCGACGACCUGGAGGAGAGGUUGUGGGCCUGGUUGCACAAGGAGCUAAAGGGGGAGAACCUGGUAAAGCUGGACGGUUAG